GUAGCCUACUGGUUAUGAGUGUAUGUCAGAGUGCGAAUCGAUCCGCGGCUACGACAGCGAAAUUAACGGGAGCAGUUUUUUCAUGUUAACAGCAGCAGUAUUUCCAUUACGACCACACCUGCAUUGAGCGACGCUAACAACUUGGAUAUAAGGUGAGCUAGUCCUACCCCUCCUUGCCACGUUGGCAUCUUCUCCUCGUCUCUCUCUUCGUCCACCUCAUCCCUCUCUUCCCCCGUCAUUCUCCACCAUGGCACUCCUCCCCACCUCUCUUUCUGCCUCCGUCCCCUUCCUCCUCUUCCUCCUCCUCCCCCUUCCUUCACCCUGUGCCCUGGAGUCUCUACGAGGAGGAGGAGGAGUAGGAGAGGAAGAGAACCGCUCCAUCUCCACCAUGUCCUAUCCCUCCAUGUCUCCGGAGUUCUGGAGCAACAGCAGCACGGGGCUGGGCAGCAGUUCAAAGUGUUCGCAGCCGGUGGUGUGCAGGCCGGGCACCCUGCUGCCCGUGUGGAAGCCCCUGAGCCCCGGGCUGGGCGACCAGGUAGCCAGGGCCGUGGUCUACUUCACCUGUCUCAUGUACAUGUUCCUGGGAGUGUCCAUCAUCGCAGACCGUUUCAUGGCCUCUAUCGAGGUCAUAACCUCACAGGAGAAGGAGGUGACCAUCACCAUGCCAAGCGGUGAGACAUCUGUGGCCACUGUACGUAUCUGGAACGAGACUGUGUCCAACUUGACUCUGAUGGCUCUAGGCUCCUCCGCCCCAGAGAUCCUGCUGUCUGUCAUAGAGGUGUGUGGGCAUGGGUUUGAGGCGGGUGAGCUGGGCCCUGGCACCAUCGUGGGCAGCGCCGCCUUCAACAUGUUUGUGAUCAUCGCCAUCUGUGUGUGGGUCAUCCCUGAAGGAGAGACCAGGAAGAUCAAACACCUGCGUGUGUUCUUCAUCACAGCCUUCUGGAGUAUCUUCGCCUAUAUCUGGCUCUUCCUCAUCCUCUCUGUCAUCUCACCCGGAGUAGUGGAGGUGUGGGAGGCUCUGGUCACCCUGUUCUACUUCCCAGUGUGUGUGAUCCUGGCCUGGAUCGCUGACCGACGCCUGCUCUUCUACAAGUACAUGGCCAAGCGUUACCGCGCCGACAAGCACGGCAUCGUCGUGGAGACUGAGGGGGACACAACCCCGAAAGGCUUCGAGAUGAUUAUGGACGGAAAGUUCCCUCAGAGUGGAGGGGGGGUGGGAAUGAUGCCCAGUGAGAACUGCCAGGAUGGUGCCAACAAUGCGGCGGGCACCGUGGCCUACCUGCCCAACUCCAACAGCACCAUGGUGACCGUAGAGAAUACCAAGGAGCUGGACGAGAGCCGCAAGGAGGUGAUCCGCAUCCUGAAGCAGCUGAAGCAGAAGUUUCCGGACAAGGAGCUGGAUCAGCUGGUAGAUCUUGCCAACUACUACGCCCUCCUCCAUCAACAGAAGAGCCGCGCCUUCUACCGCAUCCAGGCUACGCGCAUGAUGACCGGCGCCGGCAACGUGCUCAAGAGGCACGCCGCCGACCACUCCCGCCGCGCCGCCGCCGUAGACGAGGAAGUGGUCUGCGAGGACGACGACCUGGCUGAGUGCAGCCGCCUGGCGUUCGAGAGCACCCACAGCCAUUGUAUGGAGAAUUGUGGCGUACUGAGGCUGGCUGUGGUGUGUCAAGGGGGCCUGGGGGAAAGCACCUUCUAUGUGGACUACCGGACCGAGGACGGCUCAGCCAAUGCCGGGUCCGACUACGAGUACAGCGAGGGAACGCUGGUGUUCAAACCCGGAGAGACCCGCAAGGAGAUCAAGGUCGGCAUCAUCGAUGAUGACAUCUUCGAGGAGGACGAGCACUUUUUUGUGCGGCUGCUCAACCUGCGCAUUGGUGACGCCGAGGGGAUGUUCGAGAGUGAUGAGCCAGGCGCGGGACCCAAGGGCCGUCUGGUGGAGCCACUGGUCGCCACGGUGACCAUCCUGGACGACGACCAUGCUGGCAUCUUCACAUUCCGUGAUCGGCUGGUGCGCGUCAGCGAGAGUGUUGGCACCAUGGAGAUCUCAGUGGUGAGGAACUCGGGCGCCCGCGGCACGGUGAUCCUGCCCUAUCACACGGAGGCGGGCACUGCGAAGGGGGGCGGCGUGGACUACGAGGACACCCAGGGAGAGCUGGAGUUCUCCAACGACCAGACAAAUCAGACCCUGCAGGUGAGGAUCAUUGACGAUGAGGAGUAUGAGAAAAAGGAGAACUUCUUCAUCGUACUAGAGGAACCGCGCUGGCUGAAGAGGGGAAUCUCAGCCCUUCUGCUUAACCAAGAGGAUCCUGAUGGCCAGAUGAGUGCAGAGGAGGAGGAGGCGAGGCGCAUUGCAGAGAUGGGAAAGCCCAUCUUGGGGGAGCACAGCCGGCUGGAGGUGGUCAUUGAGGAGUCUUAUGAGUUCAAGAGCACCGUUGACAAGCUCAUUAAGAAGACCAACUUGGCCCUUGUGAUUGGCACUCACUCCUGGAGGGAGCAGUUCGUGGAAGCUGUGACUGUCAGCGCAGGUGAUGACGAUGAUGAAGAGGGGCGUGAGGAGCGUCUGCCAUCCUGCUACGACUACGUCAUGCACUUCCUGACGGUGUUCUGGAAGGUUCUGUUCGCCUUCGUUCCGCCCACCGAGUACUGGAAUGGCUGGGCCUGCUUCUUCGUGUCCAUCUCGGUUAUCGGCAUCCUGACUGCUGUCAUCGGGGACCUAGCCUCCCACUUCGGCUGCACUGUGGGUCUCAGGGACACUGUCACUGCCGUAGUGUUUGUGGCUCUGGGUACUUCCAUUCCUGACACGUUUGCCAGCAAGGUGGCGGCUACGCAGGACCAGCACGCUGACGCGUCGGUGGGCAAUGUGACGGGCAGCAACGCGGUCAACGUGUUCCUGGGCAUCGGGGUGGCGUGGUCGGUGGCGGCCAUCUACUGGAAGGUGCAGGGCAAGGAAUUCCGCGUGGACCCAGGCUCCCUGGCUUUCUCCGUCACCCUCUUCACCAGCUUCGCCUUCAUCUGCAUGGGCGUGCUAUUGUUCCGCCGGCGGCCCUCUAUCGGGGGGGAGCUGGGCGGGCCGCGGACAGCACGCAUCAUCACCAGCCUCUUCUUCCUGGGCCUCUGGUUCCUCUACGUCCUCUUCUCCAGCCUGGAGGCCUACUGCCACAUAGAGGGCUUUUAGAGGACACAUGAGAGCAGAGACAGGGCUACUAGUCAAAACACUGAUAUAGAUUAUAGUUAUUAUAAUACACACAUCUACAACAGGACAGGGCCCAGGCCAAAGGUUGGGACCUGGUCAUUGUCACUGGAUCACUAAUACCUAAGGGAUCUAUAGACAUACCAGAUAUACACACACAAUUACAUACAAACACAUACUGAAAUAUGAACUGUACAUAUAACUACAUGCAUGUGCCAACAAAUGCAAAUGUAGUCUCUCACCAAGACAAACACACACACAUACAAUACUGUAACAAGGGCACCACACAGGUUGUGUGUGGCCUGGAGCCUGGAUGACACCCAGUUAACAUCAACCUCCUAUUGCACACUCAAAUGUUAUACACACUCACUGGACAAACGAGGAAGAGAAGGAGAGAAAACAAAGUAUUGGUCAAGGAAGUGAUGAAGAUGUCAAAGAAGGAAGCAUGUUCAGAAUGUAAACCAGCAUGUUGGAAAAGAGGGAGAGCGAAAGAGAGAAAGUGACAGACAGGUGUGUAGAAACUAAGUGUUGCAGUGGCAUUCUAUUCAUUCCAGCUGGCUGCCUAACAUGAUAUUGGGUCCAGCUAGACUGCUUUAACUGAAGCAAAACCAUGGGUUUUGCAGGGAUGGCCAUAGCUCUAUCACCGUUGCAGCAGAGGCAAACCAGACUCAAAGUACAGUGGUGCAAAAAAUACUCAAUUGUCAGACUUGAGUAAAACUAAAAGUAAAUGCUAUACAUCAAAUUCCGGAUAUUAAACAAACCAGACCGCACAAAUGUAUUUUUUAUGGACAGCCAGGGGCAUCCUCCAAAUCGUACACAUAAUUUACAAACGCAGUAUUUGUGUUUAGUGAGUCUGCCAGAUCAGAGGCAGUAGGGAUGACAAUGUGUUAUAUUGAUAGGUGUGUGGAAUUGGACCAUAUUGCUCUCCUGCCUGAGCAUUCUAAAUGUAACGAGUACUUUUGGGUGUCAGGGAAAAGGUAUGGAAGUAAAAAAUGAUAUAUUUUCUUUAGGAAUGUUGUUGAGUACAAGUCAAAGUUGUCAAAAAUAUAAAUAGUAAGGUAGAGAACAGAACUUGUUUUUGGAGUAAGUUUUAAGUCAAAGUAUUUUUACUUAGUUACUUUACACCACUGCGUAGUAGUGGAAUGGGUCCAUCUUCAGUCGCUAUGACGGAGCACCAUGAAAAUGGUUGAUCAAUGAGUAAAAUGUUUACAUUUAGCAACGGGAGAUACUGAGUAAAACAACAACAAAACUGAAAGCCCCAAGUUGCAGUUCUACUUUUCUAUAGAGAGGUGGGAAUUCCGCAUGACAUUAAAACAAGGUCUCAAUGCGGUGUUGGUGUAAAUACAUGCUUAUAUACUAUAUGAGAGUAGAUGUAUUUAAUAGAGGGACUUCUCUACAGAUAUGGUAGAAUCGGGUGGCCAAUGGGAACAGAUAUAAUGCAUGGUGUUCAGAAACUCGUCACCACUCUCCGACUUGACAGGAAAAUGAAUUUUGGAGAUCGCUUGUGUAAGCUCCUCGACGAGACAUUAUUCUUUCUCAUAACUACAGUCACAUCCAUUGAAGUUAAACAGAGCGAUCCAGAGGGAUUAAAUAUAAAUUUGCCUCCUCAUCUGUGGACUUCUGAAUGAAGGGAAGACCAGAGUUUCUGGAGGCAUCACUCUGAAUAAAGAAAGUCUCACAUCCAGCUCUUGAGGCUCUUCCUGUUCACAUCUCACUGGACUUCAGAUAUUACAGUGGAGAUCAUAGAUCUGCAUUCCACUCCAGACAGUAGAGUCCUCCAUCACCAUCAUGUUUGAGACAUUGUACAUUUUUAUGACCUUUCGCAACCGCCAUACGAGUGAAAUGAGGAUUUAGCAAUGCAGGCACAUUGAUGGUGUAAAUAUUAUUUGUUACUGUCCAAGGGUGAGUUACUAUCCACUGAAGCACAGCACAAAACGACACAUUCAUCUCCUAGAAAUAUGAUACUACAAGAGAGUGUAUCGCUAUCCAACGCUAUCAUUUCAAAAACAAUCCGUUAAUUGAAUACAGGUAUAAAGUCAACUUUACAAAUAUACUGUAUCCCUUUGGCUCCACGCUUGCUCAGUGGACAGUAACUAUUCAUUGUACUUUGGUGGGUGUAAAGGUAAAAUCAGAGAGGGGUGAUGAGGUUGAGGGUAGCGUUUGUUUGGUCCAAAAUAUAUCAUAUGUAAGGAUAUUGGUCACCUGUGUAAGACUUCAGGACCAGAAGAGUUCUGUACCGAGAUGUCUAUAUUGUUGUUCAUUCAAUCGAAAUCUAUCAAUAUUUGUGAAGGGGAAAAAAACGUUGCUCGUUUGUGAUGCUAUAUCGGAACAACUUUUAGGUGUGGAGGGCUGUAAGUCUUUGCUGUGGAAUAGUGGGUAGAGAUGCAUGACAGAAUAAUAUUGACAGCACGGCACCGGCAUGGACAAAAAUAAUGAUAAUGAUGCAUGCAUGGGUGGUGACACGAGAAUACAGUGUGUGUGUAUUUCAUAGGAGAAUGGUUCACAUAGAGCAGGACGUCCAGACUGCAGCCAGACCUGUGAAGAGCAUACAGACUGCUUCUGCUCCUCACCUGUUAACAGUAAAGGCUGCUCUGGAAAUAUCCCAACCCAACCCCAGCUAAUUGGCCCAAAAUACAGCAACACUGGGCCACCAUCAGUACCUAAGACCAUGGCAUAUAAGUUAACUUAUUUUGGAGUGAGGCUUACUGUACUCUAACUUGUCCAACAGUGUUAGUUCCAAAUGCUCCUAUUCUUCUGGUUAUUCUGGUUUCUUACCUUUUGAAAUCCAAACCGCUCCGUUUACGUAACAGUGAAACUGGGAGAGAUUACAUUUCAACCCAUGGGUUCUCAUCAUGUUCUAAUCAGGUACUGACUGUUAUGCAGUAACUACAGAUCGUCGCUACAGUCAUUCUGCGUCAUACCCAUUUAUUGCCUUAAAGUCUAGUAUUUAAUAUUUUGUUUAAUUUGACUUGUCUUGCACUUUGUUGAGUAUGUGUAUGCUUGGAGCAGGAUCACGAAACCAAAUAGAUUUUUGUGCAAUGUGUGGAACCAGUGGCAGCUCAGAGUAAUCUCUACUGCUUAGCUUAGAAAAGUGGCAGAGGUAAUAUACACUAUACAGUGGGGCGAAAAAGUAUUUAGUCAGCCACCAAUUGUGCAAGUUCUCCCACUUAAAAAGAUGAGAGAGGCCUGUAAUUGUCAUCAUAGCUACACUUAAACUAUGACAGACAAAAUGAGAAGAAGAAAAUCCAGAAAAAUCACAUUGUAGGAUUUUUAAUGAAUUUAUUUGCAAAUUAUGGUGGAAAAUAAGUAUUACAGGCCUCUCUCAUCUUUUUAAGUGGGAGAACUUGCACAAUUGGUGGCUGACUACAUACAUUUUUGCCCAACUGUAUAUACAAAAGUAUGUGGACAACCCUUCAAAUUAGUGGAUUCGGCUAUUUCAGCCACACCCGUUGCCGACAGGUGUAUAAAAUCGAGCACACCGCCAUGCAAUCUCCAUAGACAAAAAUUGGCAGUAGAAUGGCCUUACUGAAGAGCUCAGUGACUUUCAACGUGGCACCGUCAUAAGAUGCCACCAUUCCAACAAGUCAGUUCUAAAAAAUUUUGGCCUGCUAGAGCUGCCCCGGUCAACUGUAAGUGGUGUUAUUGUGAAGUGGAAACAUCUAGGAGCAACAAUGGCCACACAAGCUCACAGAACAGGACUGCCGAGUCCUGAAGCUCAUAAAAAUUAUUCUGUCCUCAGUUGCAAAGCUCACUACUGAGUUCCAAACUGCCUCUGGAAGAAAUGUCAGCGCAAUAACUUUUUGUCGGGAAAUUCAUGAAAUGGGUUUCCAUGGCCGAGCAGCCGCACACAAGCCUAAGUUCACCAUGCACAAUGCCAAGCUUCGGCUGGAGUGGUGUAAAGCUUGCCACCAUUGGAGCAGUGGAAACACAUUCUCCGGAGUGAUGAAUCACGCUUCACCAUCUGUUUUGGCGGAUGCCAUGAGAAAGCUACCUGCUCGAAUGCAUAGUGCCAACUGUAAAGUUUGGUGUAAAAGGAAUAAUGGUCUGGGGAUGUUUUUCAUGGUUUCGGGCUUGGCCUCUUAGUUCCAGUGAAGGGAAAUCUUAGUUCUACAGCAUAGAAUGACAUUCUAGACGAUUCUGUGCUUCAGAUUUUGUGGCAAAAGUUUGGGGAAGGCCCUUUCCUGUUUCAGCAUGACAAUGCCCCCGUGCACAUAGCGAGGUCCAUACAGAAAUGCUUUGUCGAGAUCCGUGUGGAAGAACUUGACUAGCCUGACCUCAACCCCAUUGGCCACCUUUUGGGAUGAAUUGGAACGCCAACUGGGAGCCAGGCCUAAUCGCCUAACAUCAGUGCCCGACCACACUAAUGCUCUUGUGGCUAAAUGGAAUCAGGUCUCCGCAGCAAUGUUCCAACAUCUAGUGGAAAGCCUUCAUAGGAGGCUGUUAUAACAGCAAAGGGGGGACCAACUCCAUAUUAAUACCCAUGAUUUUGGAAUGAGACCUUCGAUGAGCAUGUGUCCACAUAAUUUUGGUCAUGUUGUGUAUGAUUACAUAUAAACUGAAAUAACAUCUUUAUGAAAGAUCCACUUAGGUAUACUGUGUUUACUCUGGAUUUGACUCUACUUUAUAAUAUUUUGUUACUCCUGCCCCAUUCUCAAUGAGAUGAAAGUGCAAUAAGUAAGAUAGUGGGAGAUGGGGAGGGGCAGUGAACUGUUACUGUCUAUGGUCCUUACACGUGGCUCAAUCGCCUGACUUACUGAGUCGCUAAGAAAACAUUUAUAAUAACAGAGGACAACAAGGCUGACACAAAAUGGAGGUGUGUUUAUCUCAGUAUUGCCAGGUGUUCUGAGGUGGAUAUGGAGAGAGACUAGAACACAGCAGUGAGGCUCUGUCAAUAUGCUGCACAAUACUAGAGACAGAUGUUAUGUCGUAUGAGAGUUUUCCCCACUUAUUUUAGAGUUCAGGAUAGUUGAACUCUAGUUGAACUGUAGCGUUGUCAGUGAGUACAACCAGUGAGAAUGACUAACAUUUAAAUAUUACAAAUGCAAAAAGUGGAUUAAUGAGUAAUGACAUUUUGGAAAUAAAGUGAGUAAACAAACUGACCCCUUCAACUACAGAUGUACUGAUUCAAAUAGCAACUUAAUGAAAUUGGAAUGCACACUUAAGAAUAGUUAUGUAUAAAUAUGGUUGUUGAUGCUUGUAUAACAUACAAAGAUUUCAGUUACCUUGGCCCUCCUCAGUGUUUCCUCACUAACAGUGUUAGUCAACUUUUGAAAAGCAUCUUCUUAUCUCUUCUUCAACAAAAAAAAAUACAGAAGUGACAUUUUUCUAUUUUCAAAUGAUAUUGGUAAUGGUGGAAGCACCACAGAUGUAGCCCCGAUGGUUUAGGCAGGUGAUUAAGAGGCAUUUAUUUAUUUCUCUAAUUGUCCAAUUUGAAGGCAAAUUUCCCCUUGAACUGUUCAUUUGAUGUACCACUAGCUGAUGUAUUAUUUCUCUCCUAAAUCACUGUGUCUUAUGUUUUUAUACUCUACAUGCACAUUUCUGUUGCCCAGAUUAUUUAAAUUAUUUAUAUUUUUUAAUGAUGUUUUAUUGUUCAACGGCUCCUUGAAGCAAACCAUUUGAACCGUUACAAUGUUUCAAAGAGAGUAGUUGCAAUGUGCAAAAAUAUAAACCUGAAUCUUCUUUGAGUUCAUCUUGAUGGGCAGUCAACUCGGCUCACUCAGUGGGAGUAAAACACUUAUUUUCUCCAGUGUUUGUUGCACCCUCUACCAACCGACAUACAGUAACAGUCAAAAGUUUGGACACACCUACUCAUUCAAGGGGGUUUUCUUCAUUUUUACUAUUUUCUACAUUUGUAGAAUAGUAGUGAAGACAUCAAAACUAUGAAAUAACACAUAUGGAAUCAUGUAGUAACCAAAAAAGUGUUAAACAAAUCUAAAUAUAUAUUUGAGAUUCUUCAAAGUAGCCACCCUUUGUCUUGAUGACAUGUUUGCACACUCUUGGCAUUCUCUCAAACAGCUUCAUGAGGUAGUCACUUGGAAUGCAUUUCAAUUAACAGGUGUGCCUUGUUCAUUUGUGGAGUUUGAGACAAUCAGUUGUGUUAUGACAGGGUAAGGGUGGUAUACAGAAGAUAGCCCUAUUUGUUAAAAGACCAAGUCCAUAUUAUGGCAAGAACAGAUCAAAUAAGCACAUCAUUACUUUAAGACACACAGGUCAGUCAAUAAGGAACAUUUCAAGAACUUUUUAAAGUUUCUUCAAGUGCAGUCGCAAAAAAACAUCAAGCGCUAUGAUGAAACUGGCUCAUGAGGACUGCCACAGGAAUGGAAGACCCAGAGUUAUCUCUGCUGCAGAGGAUAAGUUCAUUGGAGUUCACUGCUUCACAGUGUUCAAGUAACAGACCCAUCUCAACAUCAACUGUUCAGAGGAGACUGCGUGAAUUAGGCCUUCGUGGUCAAAUUGCUGCAAAUAAACAAUUACUACAGGACACCAAUAAGAAGAGACUUGCUUGGGCCAAGAAACACGAGCAAUGGACAUUAGACAAAAUCUGUCUUUUGGUCUGAUGAGUCCAAAUUUGAGAUUUUUGGUUCCAACCACCGUGUCUUCUUGAGACACAGAGUAGGUGAACGGAUGAUCUUCGUUUUUGUGGUUCUCACUGUGAAGCAUGGAGGAGGAGGUGUGAUGGUGAUUUGCUGGUGACACUGUCAGUGAUUUAUUUAGAAUUCAAGGCACACUUAACCAGCACGGCUACCAAAGCAUUCUGCAGCGAUACGCCAUCCCAUCAUUUGUUUUCAACAGGACAAUGACCCAACACACCUCCACGCUGUGUAAGGGCUAUUUGACCAAGAAGGAGAGUGAGGGAGUGUUGCAUCAGAUGACCUGGCUUCCACAGUCAUCCAACCUCAACCCAAUUGAGAUGGUUUGGGAUGAGUUGGACCGCAGAGUGAAGGAAAAGCAGCCAACAAGUGCCCAGCAUAUGUAGGAACUUCAAGACUGUUGGAAAAGCAUUCCAGGUGAAGCUGGUUGAGAGAAUGCCAAAAGUGUGCAAAGCUGUCAUCAAGGCAAAGGGUGGCUACUUUGAAGAAUCUCAAAUCUAAAACUAUAUUUUUGAUUUGUUAAACACUUUUUUUUUGUUACAUGAUUCUCUAUAUGUGUUAUUUCGUAGUUUUGAUGUCUUCACGAUUAUUCUAUAAUGUAUAAAAUAGGAAAAAUAAAUAAAAGAUAUUGAAUGAGUAGGUGUGUCCAAACUUUUGACUGGUACUGUAUAUUUAAUUAAUUAACGUGAAGACUAUCAAGUGAGAUUAGCAUGUUUACAUAAAAAUAGUAAUGGACAUCGCAAGUAUCUUGUCAGUUUGUUCAGCAUUGUGAUAUAUAGAAUGCCAUUUACAUUCAUUGGGUUGGUUAUGAUAUGCCUUUUACUGAAUAGAACUGUCUACAAUGUUCCGUUUUUUUAAUGACUUCUAGCUUUUGCCAUUGCUGUAGAUGAGAUAUCACUCCCAGAUGUUUUGUGUGUGUGCAGUAAAUGUCAUCCUAUCUGCAAAUGCAUGAACCCCUUGUGUGUUAGCAUGGUCUCUUAUGGACGUCUAGGUUUACAUUUGGAUCGAGUUAUGUCAAAAUAGUUUCUCUUCUUGUCCUGGGUGGCUGCUUGCAUGGUCUGCUCACGCUUACAACGAACUGAGCAAUGUCGACUUGGUCUAGCAGCAGGUGAAUUGUCAUUUUUUGAUUACGUGUCUACAGUCUACUUAUUUAUUCACCAGCUACAAAAGCUGUGAAUAGAAAGCCUGACUUUUCCUGUCUAUGUCUGAACGCCUCUGAUCAUUUGGUUGUCAGUUUGUUUGAGUAUGAUAUAUCUGUGUCUGUUCGUGCCCCUCAACUUUCUGUAUUGGGGUGAUCCACCCCAGGUCGUGCUCUUCAAUGUGUUCUUUGUGCAGUUUGAUCUGUGAACCGUUUCUCUCUGACUGACAUUUGUAUGGAAUAGUGACUGACUUGAUGAAGAUAUGUGAUAUUUACAUUCAUUCAAUACUGUAAUAAAUUAUUUGAAAAUUAUAUUGCAUUUUUUUAUCUAGGUAAAAACAAAGGAAAACUAUGGCAUGAGGUGUAAUGUGUUUAGAAAAAACAAAGAUGUAAUCAACUCAAGUUGACCUUAUUGAAUAUAGUUUAUUUAUUUUCAAUGCUUAUUGUGUCUGUGUAAUCCUUUUUUAUAUGAGAACUUGAACGCAAGUGACAGACAUUGACAACAACUUACAU
Messenger RNA from Oncorhynchus keta (chum salmon), 11434 nucleotides. RefSeq names its product sodium/calcium exchanger 1-like. The record is from RefSeq and is a predicted model, not a curated record. Gene Ontology annotation, molecular function: calcium:sodium antiporter activity. Gene Ontology annotation, biological process: sodium ion transmembrane transport; calcium ion import across plasma membrane; cell communication. The transcript is spliced from 13 exons. Lineage: Eukaryota; Metazoa; Chordata; Actinopteri; Salmoniformes; Salmonidae. Gene Ontology annotation, cellular component: postsynapse; sarcolemma; axon. The coding region runs from base 248 to 3178 and encodes 976 amino acids.